UCCAAGCCCGGCCCUUCCCCCGCGGGGCCGUGCUGAGCCGAGCGGGGCUGAACCGAGCCGGGCUGAGCUGAGCUGAACCGAGCCGAGCCCCCCCCGCCAGCCCCCGCGCAUCGCCAAGAGGCGCCUCCUCGUGCGACGGCCGCCCCGGAUGGGGGGAGAUGGCAAGUGAGGAGCCUCUGCCCCGCUCGUGAGUCCCUUCCCAGCCACGUGGGAUCGGAGCCGGCACUGGGAGCUGGGGGCAGGACGUGCUAUGGAGCUGAGCCUGGGGGGUGCCUGAAGCCAGCAGAAGGAUGAGGAUGGGGUGGGGGGACGCGGAGUUCCCCAACGGGAGCCUGGCUGCCCGGCCGGACACCUGCUUCGGGGUGGUGAACUUCAGCACCAGCCUCAACGAGACGCAGAGGAAAGCCAUCGCCUCGCCCUGGUUCUCCACCGCCUUCGGCCUCAUCGGGCUCUGCUCCAACCUCUUCGCCCUCUACGUCCUGCUCAGCUCCUCCCGCAAGCUCACCAGCCGCUCCCGCUCCUCCUUCCUCGUCUUCCUCUGCGGGCUGGUGGUCACGGACUUCAUGGGGCUGCUGGUGACGGCCUCGGUCAUCAUCCCCUACCACUUCAUCAAGUUCGACUGGGCCGAGGUGGACCCCGGCUGCCACCUCUGCAACUUCCUCGGCUUCUCCAUGGUUUUCUUCGGGCAGUGCCCGCUGCUGCUGGGGGCCACCAUGGCCGGCGAGAGGUUCUUCGGCAUCAACCACCCCUUCUCCCGCUCCACCAGCAUCUCCAAGCGCCGCGCCUGGUCCAUCGUGGGGAUGGUUUGGGGCUUCUCCUGCCUGCUGGGGCUGCUGCCGGUGCUGGGGCUGGGCCGCUACACACUGCAGUACCCCGGCUCCUGGUGCUUCCUCACCCUCCUGCCCGACACCGGCAACGCCGUUUUCUGCCUGCUCUUCGCCCUGCUGGGCAUCUUCUCCGUGGUGCUCUCCUUCAUCUUCAACACGGUCAGCGUGGUCACGCUCUGCCGCGUCUACCACGACCGCGAGUCCGUGCAGCGGCGGCGGGACAGCGAGGUGGAGAUGAUGGUGCAGCUGGUGGGCAUCAUGAUCAUCGCCACCAUCUGCUGGAUGCCGCUGCUGAUCUUCAUCAUCCAGACCAUCCUGCAGCAGCUGCCGGCCGGGGAGCGCUCCCAGACGCUGCCCACGGAGACGCAGAAGCUGCUGCUCAUCUACAUCCGCAUGGUCACCUGGAACCAGAUCCUGGACCCCUGGGUCUAUAUCCUGUUCCGCCGCGCCGUGCUGCAGCGCGUGCACCCGGGGCUGCGCGCCCGGCCCUCCCUGCUCUCCCUCUACCCCGUCCUCAACCCCUCGCUGCGCCGCAAGCUCGCCCAGGAGGCCCGGCUGCAGUAAUUUUUUUUUUUUUUUUUGGGGGGGGGAUGUAAUUUUGAUGUAAUUUUGGGGAAAUAGGGAUGAUGGUGAGCAGGACCCCCGCCCCGGCUGCAGGAGGUGGGCGCACACAGCCAGGGUGCAGUGGUUUAUUGAUUAGUGCUCUCCACGCCGGGCACCAUGAGGCCGGGGGAUGCGGUGCCCGGUGGGGUAAGGGGGGUGGGAGGCAUGGGGGUGCUCCCCCCACACCCCCCCGUGUGACCCCUCCCCAAUAAAGCGCAGCUUGUGCA
Anas platyrhynchos (mallard) is the source of this 1657-nucleotide messenger RNA. It is a transcript of the gene TBXA2R, whose product is annotated as thromboxane A2 receptor. Gene Ontology annotation, biological process: positive regulation of cytosolic calcium ion concentration; inflammatory response; positive regulation of blood pressure. Gene Ontology annotation, molecular function: thromboxane receptor activity. NCBI's taxonomy places the organism in Eukaryota, Metazoa, Chordata, Aves, Anseriformes, Anatidae. The record is from RefSeq and is a predicted model, not a curated record. Gene Ontology annotation, cellular component: plasma membrane.